GGCCCAAGCAUGGACUUUCCGCCGCCGGCCGCUCUCCUUUUGGGGCUCCUCCUUCUGCAGGGCGUCCUGAGGCCUCUGUGGGGGGACCUGGUUUUCAUCCCUUCUUUCAUCCGAAUGUCCGGCCCUGCGGUCAGCGCGUUCCUGGUCGUCGGAGACGCCGCCAAUGUGACUGUGUCCCUGGCCGUGCUGCAUGACGAGGCGGGAGUCUUGCCGGUUCCAACUUGUGUCGGGCUGAGCACUGAGGCAGAAAACUGGAGUGUGACUGUGACCUCCAGUGCAGAUGUGCUGGAAGUGACAGUAAGGUUGACGAAGGGUCUGGAGUGGUGUUCCUCUAAUGAGACAGAUUCCGUCUCAGAGUCCCCGUGUAUCGUCCAAGCUCUUCUGGUUUCAGCAUCUCGCAGUUCAUCCUGUUUGGCACAUCUACUCAUUCAGGUGGAAAUGUACGCCAACUCUUCUCUGACCCAUAACGCCUCAGAGAACAUGACUGUUAUUCCUAACCAGGUGUAUCAGCCUCUUGGUCCUUGUCCUUGUAAUUUAACAGCCGGGGCCUGUGAUGUUCGCUGCUGCUGUGACCAGGAAUGCUCAUCCCAGUUAACGGAACUGUUCCAACAGUCCUGUUUCCCCGGCGUGUUUGGAGGAGAUGUCAAUCCUCUGUUUGAUCAGCUCUGCUCUGUUGGGAGGACGCACCAUGUCCCCGAGUGGUUUCCCCUCCUGUGCGUGCAGUCGUCCCUGGCCAACACGCCCUUCCUCGGUUACUUCUACCACGGUUCCAUUUCCCCUAGACAGGACUCUUCCUUUGAAAGAUAUUUGCAUAUUGAUCCAAAAGACUUUUCAGACUUUGGUUACAAACAAGGAGAUCCAAUUAUGACUGUAGAUAAGGCAUAUUUUACUAUCCCACAGGUGUCCCUGGCUGGGCAGUGUGUGCAGAAUGCCCCCGUGGCAUUUCUUCAGAAUUUUGAUGUUAAAUGCAUUACUGAUUUGGAAAUACACCAAGAACAAGAUGGUAUUCUCGAUGUGAAGAUAAAGAGUGGCGCUAUGGAGAGACGCAUAGUUACACCAGAAGUAAUCUACGAGGCAAGAACUGACCUAGACAAAUUCAUCACCAAUGCAGAAAUUCUUUUAAAUAACGGAUCAGGCUCCAAACGUGUGAAUGUGGAAGAACAUUACAUUUUCAUAUGGAAUAAUAAGACAAUCCUUGGAAUAAAUGUCAGAAUUAUUUGGGCAGAAAUUAAUGCCCACCAGAAAGGUUACCAACUUGGCAAGCCUGUCCGAGUUCUAAAUACCAACGGAACAAAUAAUGAUACGACUUUUCACCUUUGGCAGUCAGCUGGAAGGGGUUUGUGUACAUCAGCAACUUUCAAACCCAUUUUAUUUGGAGAAAAUGCACUAUCUGGGUGCUUAUUAGAAGUUGGGAUUAAUGAAAACUGUACUCAGCUCAGGGAGAAAGCUGUUGAAAGACUUGGUUCAUUAAUAAAAGCAACUCAUGUUGCAAUGAGAGGCAACUCCAAUUACAGUGAUCUUAGUGAUGGCUGGCUCGAGAUAAUACAUGUAGAUGCCCCUGAUACAGGGGCAGACCCACCUGUUAGCAGCACCAGUGGCAUCUGCCCGGAUGUUCCUGCUCAGCUGCACAUCCGCAUCCUCAUCUCGGACGCUGGCUUGGUGGAAGGGAUUACUCAGCAGGAGAUACUUGGCGUAGAGACAAGGUUCUCCGCGGUGAACUGGCAGUACCAGUGCGGGCUUGCCUGUGAGAAUAAGACCGGCCUUUUCCCUGUCGGUGCCUCAGUCCGGUUUAUUACAGUACCUGCACAGUUACCCCGCCCCCUGACAAGAUUCCAGAUCAAUUUUACAGAAUAUGACUGUAACAGAAAUGAGGUGUGCUGGCCGCAACUUCUCUAUCCAUUGACCCAGUAUUAUCAAGGGGAGCCUUAUUCUCAGCGUGUUGCCAAGGGCUUACUGUUGGUAUUGUCCCUCAUUCUGGCUGUGCUCCUCAGCAACCCCUGGACCAGAAUAUUCCAAGCUUGGAGUCUGACUACCAUCUGACUUCUUAAAGACUACAGACCCUUA
Molecule: messenger RNA, 2064 nt
Organism: Propithecus coquereli (Coquerel's sifaka)
Lineage: Eukaryota; Metazoa; Chordata; Mammalia; Primates; Indriidae
Gene: TCTN2
Product: tectonic family member 2
Exons: 17
Coding region: 10-2040 (676 amino acids)
Biological process (GO): smoothened signaling pathway; cilium assembly; protein localization to ciliary transition zone
Cellular component (GO): MKS complex
Source: RefSeq, a predicted model, not a curated record